AGCUGUUGAUGAAUGUGUCCUUGUCUCAACCGAGCGUGAGUUUGUUUUGAAUGUGUGUGUUAGGACGUGUACUCGUGCGACUGUGUGUGCGCGUGUGUUUUGGACUCUAUCUGCUGGAUCAAUUCGCUGGUUCGUUACUGCGACCCGUCUGGCAGCAACAGGAGCAAGCUACUGCUGGAACAGACACUCGCGACACACAGCGAUCAUGGCCCUGUGUGGACUGAAGACCCCUCGCUGCCUGGGGCCGAAUGUUUACACUGCGGCCCCUGAUGGAGGUUGGGGAUGGGUGGUCGCGGUGUCCUUUUUCCUAGUGGAGGUCUUCACCUACGGCACCAUCAAGAGCUUCGGAAUCUUCUUCAAGGAUCUCAUGGAAGAGUUUGGGGAGAGCAACAGCCGAGUGUCCUGGAUCGUUUCCAUAUGUGUGUUCGUCAUGACGUUUAACGGUCCGCUGUCUUCAGUGAUGACAAACCGUCUUGGGUUCCAGAUUGUCGUGAUGCUCGGCGGGCUCCUCAUCUCCUCAGGCACAAUUGCCACCAGCUUCACCACCUCCGUCAACCAAAUGUACAUCACCUAUGGUUUAGUUGCAGGACUGGGCUACUGCCUGACCUUCCUCCCCACCGUGACCAUCCUGUCGCAUUAUUUCACUCAGCGACGGUCUUUGGUCACGGCUGUGGCCUCCACUGGCGAGUCGCUCUCCAUGUUUGCUCUGGCACCAGCCUUCUCUGCGCUGAAGCUGCAGCUUGGAUGGCGACGUACUCUGGCAGUGGUCGGUGCUCUGCAAAGCACGAUUAUCAUCUGUGGAGCUCUCCUCCGUCCGAUAGUGAUCAAACCAAAGGUCAACAGCAGCGAGUGUUCAAAGGAACUGGAAACUCUGAGUUCACCCAACAAUGAGGAGAAAAUGGAUUCCAGUGGCGUGGACUGUUCUGAAAAGAAGGGUGAAUAUGAAUCAGCGAAUGGUUCUGUGAUCACUUCUGAGACUCAAACACUGAGAGAAACAGCCGACGGAACCCUGGAGGAGAACAGUUUACUUGAAAAAGAGUCUCCUCUAAAGACGAAUGAGAAACAUGCAGGCGCUGAGGUGGUGGAAAUUGAGAGGCCGAGCAAUACGGAAAAGCAAGUCGAGGAAAAGAAGAAGAACUUUAAGCUUCUAGACUUUUCCAUCCUGCGAGAGACCAGCUUCAUCCUGUACUCCCUUUUCGGACUCUUUGCCACCCUGGGCUUCUUUGCCCCCCCACUCUACAUCAUUGAGCUGAGCGUCAGUCGAGGCGUGGAGCGGGACCGCGCCACCUACAUGCUCUCCAUCAUGGCAGUGGCCGAAAUCCUCGGCCGUUUCUCAAUCGGAUGGAUCCUGAGUCGACGGAAGCUGCAGACCAGGAAGCUACUGGUCCUGCUGGCGUGUGUCCUCACAAUGAUGGUGGAUUUGGUGGGAUUCACCUUGGUGACUGAGUUUUAUGGGCUGGCUGUGUGCUGUGGGGUUUAUGGAUUCUUCAUGGGGACGCUGGCCUGUACCCACAUCCCCAUGCUGGCUGAGGAUGACGUGGUGGGAAUUGAGAGGAUGUCAUCUGCUGCUGGGGUCUAUGUGUUCAUACACAGUUUUGCUGGGCUGGCCGGACCCCCGCUCGGAGGCGUGUUGGUGGAUGUGACCCACAACUAUGGAUCGGCCUUCUACUCCUGUGCGGCUGGAAUGGCAGUGAGCGCUCUGUUCCUGGGUCUAGUGAAGCCAGCGAAAAAGGGAUUUCUCUGUAAGAAAAAGGCUGCUGACACACAUGAUGUACAAGCAACUGACAUUGAGACUGCCGCUGAAAACGUCCUGGACAGUGCUGAGAAAGUCAACACAGACCAGCUGGAGACCACGGAAAAGGAGACAGCGGUUUGUUAGUUAUGAUGAGGUGCUCAGACAGGUCAUUGCAGGGUGAAGGAGAAGAAGAAGAAGAAGCUGGCAAGAAGCAAAUACUGGAACUUUAGAGUUUUGAUCAAAUUGAACAUGCCCUACCUAGCGAGUGUACCAAAAGGUGUUACAAUACUGUUGAGAGCUGAAUCACAAGUGCACUAAAUAUUUUUUUACUUGGAACCAUCAUCUGACAUCCAUGUGAGGGUGCAAAUGAAUGUGUGUGUGGUUGAAUGAUUUACAGCUGAUGUUGAUGUUACAGAAAUCAUAUAUUUAUACUGGAAUUACACAAAUCUCAGGUGGUUACAUGAAUAGUUUUGCAACAAUUAUCUUGCGCAAACUUUUUUGUUACGUUACAUUCAACCUCUUUUUAUAUUGUGUAUUUAAUUCCUAUUUAGUAAAUUAUUUUGACGCCAUAUCUUGAAUGCAAUGUUAAAUGUUGCCUAUACCCAAUGUAUAUGCCACAUUUUGUCUAGUCUCUUUUUAGAUUUUUUUCCUUUUUAUGAUCAUGAAAAUUAUCAUAAAAAGGAAAAUGAUUAUGUUGGGGAAAUUUGAGCUGCGCUAAUUGAUUCAAUAAUUAAGUUUUGUGAACAAAAUGCAGCUAUUUGAAUAAAACAUGCCGUGAGUCCUUUUUUGUAUGGAGGGAUUAAAAGAAAAAAAAAUGUUGGUCAGGAUUAUGUGAUAAUAAUUCCGA
This is a messenger RNA of Synchiropus splendidus (mandarinfish), 2582 nucleotides long. Its product is annotated as monocarboxylate transporter 7-like. Gene Ontology annotation, biological process: monocarboxylic acid transport; transmembrane transport. The record is from RefSeq and is a predicted model, not a curated record. NCBI's taxonomy places the organism in Eukaryota, Metazoa, Chordata, Actinopteri, Syngnathiformes, Callionymidae. Gene Ontology annotation, molecular function: monocarboxylic acid transmembrane transporter activity. Bases 206 to 1879 code for a protein of 557 amino acids. The transcript has 6 exons.